Penicillium brasilianum is the source of this 789-nucleotide messenger RNA. The record is from the annotation of a GenBank genome assembly. NCBI's taxonomy places the organism in Eukaryota, Fungi, Ascomycota, Eurotiomycetes, Eurotiales, Aspergillaceae.
CAUUUUACCCAUUAAACAGAGGUAUUUCUGUUCAGUACGUCACCACUCAGGGGAUUCCAGAAUGUAUUUCCUCUUUCUUAGCUUAGGAACCUGCCCAUCCAGAGACCGAGCCAUCUUCCGGCCCCGAAGGUGUUCAACCAAGUGUGGGGACGUCUUGCGCUUAUAAAACUGGCGGGUCAAUAUCUACAAUUCAUAUUACUUCUUCAAUCUAUUGGAUUGAAUCACAGCCUAUCAAUCGACAUAAUCAUGGCCUCAUAUCCCCUCGGCUUCCGCCUGGCGCAAGCUAUUGGCAUCUCCGGCGCCGCCUGGCUCUCUGGAAACAUUGCCGCCCUUAGCAUGAACGUCACACCUGCAUUACUCCGAUCCCACCGCGAAGACAACGUCCAUCCAGCCACCAUCGCCAAGCAAUGGAGGAACAUGUUUGAGAAUGGAAAGACCCAAAAUCCACCCAUUGCAGCGGCUGUCGCAGCCUCGUUCUUUUAUCUGGCCUGGUCUGUACGGUCCGGUGCCCCCUUGUUCAAACACACAGCAUACAGUCGCUCUGGACUUUUCUCGGCAGCUGCUGUCUUGACGCUUGGCAUCGUACCUUAUACGAUCGUAGCAAUGAAACGUACCAAUGAUACGCUUCUGGAAAAGGCCAAGUCUGUUUCCGAGAUCUCUGAUACGGAGACGUCGACGUUGAUUGAGAAGUGGACCACACUCAAUGCUGUUCGAGGAUAUUUCCCUCUCGCUGCAGCGGUGAUUGGAAUGGUGGCUUCGUUUGUGUAGUACAAUCGAGAUUGUUAGAUG